UCGUAAAAAGAAAGUAAAAUGUGAUGGAGUUCAACCAAGUUGCUCAAGGUGUCAAUCGAAUGGAGUUGAAUGUCAAUAUACUGAUCCUCCAAAGAAACGAGGUCCACCCAAAGUACGAAUUGAAGUCAUUGAGAAUCGUAAACAUCGUAUCGAGUCAUUAUUACUUCAACAACAAAAAUACAAUACUUUGGAUUACACUCGUACAUGUUAUUUUUAAUUCAUAGAUUAAACAGCUAACUUUUUUUUUAAAAUAGAAAGCUUUGAUAUUCCUGUAAACACAUUACUCUGUUUGAUAGCAGAAGAAGUCCAACGCAAGAAAAUAAACGUACGUUAUCAUCUCUCUAUUGACACAGAACGCUGAUAAGGUCCAUUCUUUUAUGAAUACCUCUAGGGCAGCAAUGACAUGUUAUCCGAUUUUCAUCACGAUCACUUUCCCGAUACUUGGUCCGAAUUUUAUUUUGACCAUUUUAAUUACAUGUUUCCAUUACUUUCUAAAGAUCAUUUUAACAAAAAGGAUCAAGAGCCACUUUUGAAAUAUGCAACAUGCGCACUAGGUGCAUUAUAUGCUUCAUCCGAUCAUCAUUCACUCCUCUUUCAAAGAACUCAAUCCAUCCUGCAUGAUUCAGCAACACAUUGUGCUCUUUCGACAGUACAAGCUCUCAUUAUCAUGUGUUGGUAUACCCAUUUGACGGGUGAUUUACAACAAUGUGAUUUACUUCGUCGUCAACUCGCACAUAUGAUAGACUGGUUACAAUUCAUUCAGGAUGACACUCCCUUUAUAUUGGAAUCUAAAAGACGUGCCUACUGGGUUGCCUGGGUGAUCGAUCAAUGGUUGACUUCCUGUACCUUAGGUGAACGUAUACUAAAGGAAUGGCAAUAUCCUUGGCCACAAUUGGAAGACAACCAACUCAAUGACCCUUUUCUGUCACCAUCCUCAUUAUCAUCAACAGAUGAUAACCAUAGCACUAUUCAAGCAUUUCAUCAGAUGAUAAAAUUAUCCAUCAUCCUCAAGGAUAUCCAUCAGGGCAACAUGUCAUUACAGACAUUGGAGACUAACCUGACCGAGUGGUUACUCAACCUUCCUUCAUAUCUCGAUUAUACCAAGACCUCAUCGGCUAUGACAAAACUAUACCGUAUAUUAUAUUAUACAGUACAGAUGGUACUCUACCAACGUCAUCAACAUCAUCUUAGCCAUAGUAUCUGUAUAACAGCAGCCAACACGAUCCUAUAUAUUACCGAACAAAUGAUGGAUACGGAUCAGACUGUAUACACUUUCAACCUAUUUUUUCUUUCACUUACAUUUGCAACUUCAUUCAUUCAUUUCAAUUCAAUCAUUUCUUCCUCUAAACACAUUCACUUGUUAAAACAGGCUAACCCAACAUCUCUCCCAGCCUGUGAGCUAGAACAACUUGUACAGCAUUAUCUCGAUCCUACUCCACCUAUAGAGUUCCAUGUUGAUCAACUGCUUUCAUUCCUUGAUAAUGAAUCUUCAACUACCAUCACUUCUACAGAUUCCUCUUAUUUUUCACCUACUCAUUCACCUUCGUUAAAGGAAGAAUUCAUCUUCGAUCCACUAGCGGUAGUAACAACAUCCCCAACGCUAUUCUUUUAGCACCUCUUUCUUCUUUCGUUUAUAUGUUAUGUCACAUAUGAUCUAUGCUCACCCCUCUUUUGUGUUUUAUGUUAUACGUUUUUUAAAUAAGGCUGCC
Rhizopus microsporus ATCC 52813 is the source of this 1709-nucleotide messenger RNA. RefSeq lists its product as uncharacterized. Gene Ontology annotation, molecular function: zinc ion binding; DNA binding. The record is from RefSeq and is a predicted model, not a curated record. Gene Ontology annotation, biological process: DNA-templated transcription. NCBI's taxonomy places the organism in Eukaryota, Fungi, Mucoromycota, Mucoromycetes, Mucorales, Rhizopodaceae. The coding region runs from base 404 to 1612 and encodes 402 amino acids. The transcript has 2 exons.